Neofelis nebulosa (Clouded leopard) is the source of this 2383-nucleotide messenger RNA. It is a transcript of the gene ECHDC1, whose product is annotated as ethylmalonyl-CoA decarboxylase 1. The coding region runs from base 473 to 1396 and encodes 307 amino acids. The transcript has 7 exons. NCBI's taxonomy places the organism in Eukaryota, Metazoa, Chordata, Mammalia, Carnivora, Felidae. The record is from RefSeq and is a predicted model, not a curated record. Gene Ontology annotation, biological process: fatty acid beta-oxidation. Gene Ontology annotation, cellular component: cytosol. Gene Ontology annotation, molecular function: enoyl-CoA hydratase activity.
UUGCCUGCUUCGAGGCGUACUGGACUGCGUGGCUGUAGGGGCUGCCCUUUAAGUGUCAUCUAGGACAGGAGUCUAGCUUGUCGCUGUGUCAUGGGCUUUAACGCUUCUCCGUACGAAUUACAAGCGGGGACCCGCCCGGGCUCACUGGCGCGCGCCUAGUGACGCCAUCGCGGAGGUCCACUGCCCUCUGCUGGGCGUGGGGACGCAGUGCCGAGCGCCGCUGACGGACUUUGCGAGGUGCUAGAGAUACAGAGAUAAACGGCCUGGGCAAGAAUAACAGAGGACCCCUUUUGUGAAACUUUGCACUCUAUUGGAGGAAAUAAGCUUUGGGGGAAGAUGUAAUUGUGAAGUCUACUGGGAGAGGGAGGAGCAUAGCAAGAAAACAGCUGAUCCUUUCUUGAUCUCCCCUUGCGGGGUCUGAAAGAGAAGUAGUUAAUAGUUGCAUUUCAGGAAGAGAAACCAGCUUGCGAGAAUGGAGUUGAAACAGGAAAUGGCAAGAAGUCUUUUGAAGACAUCAUCUUUAUCUGUGAGGACAAAAUUACUACAUCAAACGGGAUUGUCACUUUAUAAUACAUCCCAUGGCUUCCAUGAAGAAGAAGUAAAAAAAAAACUUGAGCAGUUUCCUGGUGGAUCCAUUGACCUUCAGAAGGAAGAUAGUGGUAUUGGCAUUCUUACCCUGAACAAUCCAAGUAAAAUGAAUGCCUUCUCAGGAGUUAUGAUUCUACAACUUCUGGAAAAAGUGAUUGAAUUGGAAAAUUGGACAGAGGGGAAAGGUCUCAUUGUCCGUGGGGCAAAAAAUACUUUCUCCUCAGGAUCUGAUUUGAAUGCUGUGAAAGCACUAGGGACUCCAGAGGAUGGAAUGACCUUAUGUAUGUUCAUGCAGAACACCUUAACAAGAUUUAUGAGACUCCCUUUAAUAAGCGUUGCACUGGUUCAAGGUCGGGCAUUGGGUGGAGGAGCAGAAUUUACUACAGCAUGUGAUUUCAGAUUAAUGACGCCAGAGAGUGAGAUAAGAUUUGUCCACAAAGAGAUGGGUAUAAUACCAAGCUGGGGCGGUGCUACCCGACUAGUUGAAAUAAUCGGCAGUAGACAAGCUCUCAAAGUAUUAAGUGGGGCCCUCAAACUGGAUUCAAAAAAAGCUUUAAACAUAGGAAUGGUUGACGAGGUCUUGCAGUCUUCAGAUGAAACUGAAUGUCUAGAAGAGGCACAAGAGUGGCUAAAGCAGUUUAUCAAAGGGCCACCAGAAGUAAUUAGAGCUUUGAAAAAAUCUGUUUCUUCAGGUAAAGAGCUUUGUUUCGAGGACGCAUUACAGAAUGAAAGAGACCUUUUAGGAACAGUUUGGGGGGGACCUGCAAAUAAAGAGGCUAUUGCUAGGAGACGAAAAUUUGAUACAUAAUUUUUUAAAGUAUGACGUACUACAAGAAAAACUCCAAUAAAUUAAUAAAGUUAAAUAUUAACUAGGAAUACCAGAAUUACUUCGAAGGUUACACUUAGUAUUUGAUUUAAUAAUUUUUUAAUAUCUGAACUCAUUGACCUAGUUUUCAGUAUAUUUGGGUAAUUAUCAAGUAAUGUAGAACAUUUGGUUAAAAUAUACAACACUUUUGGCUUAAAAAUUAUCAAUUCCAUAGUAGUUCUUAGCCUGUAACAAAAGACCAGUUUUUGAGAGGAAAAAACCCCUCCACAGAACCUAUUCCUGGGUUAUUUUUCAUGGUGUCUGUUCAGUCUUAUCUGGAAAUAAUUUACAAAAAUAACAGUGAAAUUUGCACUAAAGAACAAAAGUGGAAGAGGGGUCAGGGAACAAGAUAAGAAAAGGUAUGAUCAUUUUCUUCUGCCUUAAUCAGCGGUAAUAGGUAAAGAAUUGGGGAGAGGUGCUUGGCUGGCUCUGUUAGUGAAGCAUGUGACUCUUGAUCUUGGAGUUGUGAGUUUGAGCCCCAUGUUGGAUAUAGAGAUUACUUAAAAAAUAAAAGAAUGUUUAAAAAUAACUGGAGGAAUGCCUGGGUAGCUCAGUCGGUUGAGCAUCUGACUCUUGAUUUCAGCUCAGGCCAUGAUCUCAUAGUUCUUGAGGUUGAGCCCUCUGUCCACAAAGAGUCUGCUUGGGAUUCUCUCUCCCUCUCUCAAAAUAAAUAGAUAAACUUAAAAAAUUUGGGGAAUUGGGGCACUUGGGUGGCUCAGUCGGUUAAGCGUCCGACUUUGGCUCAGGUCAUGAUCUUGCAGUUUGUGACUUCAAGCCCUGCGUCAGGCUCUGUGCUGACAGCUUAGAGCCUGGAGCCUGCUUCUGAUUCUGUGUCUCCCUCUCUCUCUGCCCCUCCCCUGUUCACGAUCUGUCUCUCAAUAAUAAAUAAACGUUAAAUUUUUUUUAAAUAAAAAAAUAAAAUUUGGGGAA